Fonsecaea monophora is the source of this 1713-nucleotide messenger RNA. RefSeq lists its product as hypothetical. Lineage: Eukaryota; Fungi; Ascomycota; Eurotiomycetes; Chaetothyriales; Herpotrichiellaceae. Bases 1 to 1713 code for a protein of 570 amino acids. Gene Ontology annotation, molecular function: serine-type peptidase activity. Gene Ontology annotation, biological process: proteolysis. The transcript has 2 exons. The record is from RefSeq and is a predicted model, not a curated record.
AUGCCUCUCGACGGUGUCCACACGGGGGAAGAUGCCUUCUCCUCUCUGUGUUACGGUGCCUUUGAGACAGAGACGCUAAUGGCCACAGCCACAUCUACAUCCUCUGCCAGUAGCACAACUCCAACCACCUCAGAUGCCUCGACAACAACCGAGGCAGCCCCAAGCUCACCUACCAUUCCAAAUUUCCCAUAUCCAGUGAUCAAGCACAGCGCUGAUUCGGUAGCUGGGUACUAUCUGAACGAGACCGGCCUGACCGAUGUGGCUGUUCUUCAGAUCCGAGAGUUCGAAUCGGAGUCCAGUGCGGACGAUUAUGAAAGAGAAUUUCAGUCAGUGAUAGAAAAGUUUCUCGAUGCAGCGGUUAAGACCGGGAAGAAAAAGUUGAUCGUAGACCUUCAGGGCAAUCCAGGUGGCUUUGUUGUCCUUGGAGCCGACACCUACGCCCAACUCUUCCCAUCCAUUAAGCCCAUUGACAAGUCGAAUGUGCGGGACCAUCUUGGCUUCUGGAUCUUGGGCAAUGCUGCGUCCGAGAUGUAUUCGAACGCCACGAAAACCGACGACGAAAGCGACGAGCAAUACGACACGGUUGUAUAUAAUACACUGGCGUAUCAGUCGAUUGUAAGCCACCAGUUUUACGACUUUCCUGAUUUUGAGACAUACUAUGGGCCCUAUCCCGCGAACGGUGGGAACUUCAGCGCCUACUUCCAGACCAACUACACGGAUCCGGGUUACACUAACUUUCAAGAUACCGGCAUCAUCAUCACAGGGACGAAUAAUCGCACAGGGUUUCGACAACCGUUUGCGGCACAGGACAUUGUCGUGCUCACUGACGGCUUUUGUGCAAGUACCUGUACAGUGGUUUCCGAGUAUUUGAAAAGUUACAGCGGUGUGCAGUUUAUUACAGUGGGAGGUCGACCACAAACAGGGCCAAUGCAAGCGGUUGGCGGUGUGAAAGGCAGCCAGGUCUUCCCAUUUACUCGGCUGCUACCAUGGGCCGAUCUCCUUCACAGUCCCAACAAUACGUUCUCGGAGCUGGCGAACGGCACCAUCUGGGAGGAUUUCACCUACGAGGCGGCGCUGCGAACGUUGGACGAACAGGGUACCGGUGGAGUAAAUGGUUGCAACCACUUUCGGUAUGGUGAACAGACGGCCACCCCGCUUCAGUUUGUGUAUGAGGCAGCCGAUUGUCGCCUCUGGUGGACGAGAGAAAUGAUGUAUGACCCGACCUUUAUUUGGUCACGGGUCGCAACCGUGGCUUUCAAAGAGCGAAAGGGGACACAGUUCAACUCGAAAUAUUGUGUCGCCAACAGCACAGGACAUCCGACCAGUAUCUCUGGAGGGUGGAAAGCGCCGUGGCUAGGGCCGCAAGACCCGCCGGACAACAUCAGAGCGGGGCUUAAAGGUUGGAAGCUACAGGGCAAACCUCUUGAAGCGCUGUCCCCAGGACAUUCGACCACGAACUCUAAGCAAACCGCGACCAACUCACCGACAAGCUCAACGAAGGUGUCGAAGCCAACGUCGCCACCGGGCGAUACUUCGGACAAGGCAUUUGAUGAUGACGCCGUUGUCGAUGAUAUUGAUGUGGGUGGCACUGACAUCGACGGUCUCAAUGUUGACAGUGAUGAGUUGACCUCGAUCAAGCAAGCAUGCUCCUCCUAUACCGGGGAUGCGUGGCUGGUCAGGGUGAUUUGUGGGGCAUUGAACGGGUCGAAAUGA